Messenger RNA from Diutina rugosa, 1464 nucleotides. RefSeq lists its product as uncharacterized. The record is from RefSeq and is a predicted model, not a curated record. NCBI's taxonomy places the organism in Eukaryota, Fungi, Ascomycota, Pichiomycetes, Serinales, Debaryomycetaceae. The transcript has a single exon. Bases 1 to 1464 code for a protein of 487 amino acids.
AUGCGCCGAAAACUCCGGCUGGAGGAGUCGCCGUUCGACGAUGCCGACGACAUGCCGGCGAUCUUCAAGAGCCGAGGCCAGCAGAACCACCGGAUCUACCAGAUGCAGACCCAGAUUCUAAAAAAUGCUAAGGCGGCGGCCGAACAGAAACAACAGGCUCACCAGGCCCAUAUCCUCAAACGCCAACAGAUUUGUGAUGAACUCAACGACAAUGGCAUCCCACAAUAUAAGAAGUUCACUAUUCAUGACAGUGAGGUCCAGGAUUACCAGGCAGGCGUCAAACCGAUGGAUCGUCACUACUACUAUUUCGCAGAACCAAAGAAAACAUUUAAUAUCCGCCGCCUCGACUCAAUUGACGAUAUCCUUCUUACCAACCAGUACCCAGCCAUGAAACGCUACAUGAAUAAACCCACAAGAUGGGGGGCCACCAUCUUCUUGAACUUUGAUCAGUAUUUUAAAGAUAUCGGGGCCAACCAGGUGAACCGGUUUAAGCUUGUCCACCACCACAACUCGAUCAAACUCGCUGUGCUUAAGCUCCACUGGCUUCUACGAGCGCUGUACCAGUUCCUGUGGAAUGAAGACAACGUCCACCGUGUGUUUGGCAUACUAGUACGAGCGAUGUGUGACUAUAACGUCCAGCGCUACGCUAGCGAGGAAAUAACUCAGGCCACCAUUGACCUCGUGACACGGUUAAACAACAACCACAUGUCGGCGGUAGUGGCGGCGAUCCUUGAGGCUGAGUGUGUACGCGACCACCACUUUAAUCUCAUCUACGUCACCGACUUGCUCAUGCUGGCGGGAAUGCCGGACUUAUUCCAGGAGUUGUUAAAGAGACUAGAGGCCGAAGACGUGCCCGAUCCGUCUCCCGAACCCCCCAGUGUCGUCAACGACAGUUUGGUGGAUGCCGACGAUACCGAUGCCGUCGAGUCCACCCCACUCGAAACCACCCCCGAACCCGAACUCACUCCCAGUUCAACCCAAUCUAAUACCCCCCUUACCACAUCUCCCAUUACUCCCGUGUCACGUGAACGUCACCGCAAGCCGCCCAAGCCUAAGCGGUACCCGCCGAUUGAUCAGCUCCAGUUGCGACCUAGUCACGCCGGAGUGCUUGGUGACAGCUCGUUGCAUGCGCUCGACCACAUUGCUCGGCUCCGGCUCCCGGACAGGGUGGCGGGGGCCGCUCUCUCGGUGCCCGCAUUGACCCCACUCAUCAGUCAUCAAUUGACCCCAACCGCCCAGACCGAGACCACCGCUCGUUUAAUCAAAAUACGUGACAUCUACGCCCGGUUCAAGAACCAGUUUGUCGACGCCAACCGCCGCGAGUACCCGCACCAGCGAUUGAUGGCGUGGGGGCUGGGGGUGGUGCUGUUCUGGAUCAUGGUGCUCGAAACGAAAAUUGGGUUGGUCAACGACGAUAUUUUCUACGGCGAUAAGCAGCGGAAGCGUCGUAAACUACACCGCUGA